This is a messenger RNA of Aspergillus mulundensis, 1440 nucleotides long. RefSeq names its product ammonium permease MEP2. The transcript is spliced from 6 exons. Gene Ontology annotation, molecular function: ammonium channel activity. The record is from RefSeq and is a predicted model, not a curated record. NCBI's taxonomy places the organism in Eukaryota, Fungi, Ascomycota, Eurotiomycetes, Eurotiales, Aspergillaceae. Gene Ontology annotation, biological process: ammonium transmembrane transport. The coding region runs from base 1 to 1440 and encodes 479 amino acids. Gene Ontology annotation, cellular component: plasma membrane.
AUGUCGACUUACCCUGUUGCCUACAAUGGGACCGGCGCGAACGGUGGAGAUUCCCUCACUGAGGAUCUCAACAUUUUCUACAGCUCUGGUGAUAUCGCAUGGGUCAUUACAUCAACUGCCCUUGUUCUGUUGAUGAUUCCGGGUGUAGGGUUCUUCUACUCCGGUCUUGCUCGUCGGAAGUCCGCCCUUUCCCUGAUAUGGCUCUCGUUGAUGUCUAUUGGUGUCGUCUCAUUCCAAUGGUUCUUCUGGGGUUACUCCUUGGCCUUCUCCCACGGUGCCGGAAAAUACAUUGGUAACUUGGACAACUUUGGGUUCAAGGGUGUUCUGGGUGCCCCCUCAGUGGGUUCAACCAAGGUCCCCGACCUAUUGUUUGCUGUCUUCCAGGGAAUGUUCGCUGCGAUUACCGUUGCCCUUGCUGUCGGCGCGGUUGCAGAACGUGGUCGCAUGCUCCCCUGCAUGGUCUUCGUCUUCAUCUGGAGUACUAUCAUCUACGACCCCGUCGCCUGCUGGACCUGGAACGCCUCCGGUUGGGUGUUCCAGCUGGGAGGUUUGGACUUCGCUGGUGGCACCCCUGUCCAUAUAGUUUCGGGUACCACAGCUCUGGCUUACUCGUUGAUGCUCGGAAAGCGUCGUGGUCAUGGAACUCACGAGCUCAACUACCGCCCUCACAACGUUACUCAUGUGGUCAUCGGUACCGUAUUCCUCUGGGUCGGUUGGUUCGGUUUCAACGCUGGCUCCGCUCUCAGCGCUAACCUGCGUGCUGUGAUGGCUGCUGUGGUCACCAACCUGGCUGCCUCGGUUGGUGGUGUCACCUGGUGCUUGCUCGACUACCGCCUGGAGAGGAAGUGGUCGACUGUUGGCUUCUGUUCCGGUGUCAUUUCCGGCCUGGUCGCCAUCACCCCCGGAUCAGGCUUUGUGACUCCCUGGGCUGCGUUCAUCUUCGGUGUUGUCGGCGCCGCCGCUUGCAACUUCGCGACCAAGGUCAAAUACCUCCUCCGCGUCGAUGAUGCUCUUGACAUCUUUGCUGUGCACGGUAUCGGUGGUCUCGUUGGCAACCUCCUCACUGGUCUUUUUGCAGCUGACUACAUUGCUCACCUUGACGGCGCUACCGAGAUCGAUGGCGGCUGGAUCAACCACAACUACAUCCAACUCGGCUACCAGCUUGCUGACUCCGUUAGCGGCAUGGCCUACUCCUUCUUCGGCAGCUGUCUCAUCCUCUUCAUCAUCAACAUGAUCCCCGGCCUCAGCCUGCGUGUUCCGGAGGAGGAGGAAGUUCUCGGUAUUGAUGAUGCCGAGAUUGGCGAGUUUGCUUAUGACUACGUCGAGCUCACCCGUGAUGUCAUCAACGGAACCACCGAACCCAUGGACAGUGCCUCCAAGCGUAGCACUACCCCCACUGGCGCCGCCGAGCCAUCCUCCUCCCCUGAGCUCAAGGCGUAA